Dioscorea cayenensis subsp. rotundata (Guinea yam) is the source of this 1955-nucleotide messenger RNA. RefSeq lists its product as uncharacterized. NCBI's taxonomy places the organism in Eukaryota, Viridiplantae, Streptophyta, Magnoliopsida, Dioscoreales, Dioscoreaceae. The coding region runs from base 120 to 1829 and encodes 569 amino acids. Gene Ontology annotation, molecular function: protein binding. The record is from RefSeq and is a predicted model, not a curated record. The transcript is spliced from 7 exons.
GUAGUAAGAACGAGGGUUUUGGAGAGAGAGAGAGAGAGAGAGAGAGAGAGAGAAAGAGAGAAGGGAGGAGAAAAAGGAGCCGCCUUUGGUUGUGUUGCUCGUCGGAGGAGGGGCGGAGGAUGAGCGGAGGAGGAGGAGGGAGGGGAGCCGGGGUGGCGGGGAUCCCGGCUGGAGCACGGAAGAUGGUAGCGAGCUUGAAGGAGAUCGUGAACUGCCCGGAAGCGGAGAUCUAUGCGAUGCUCAAGGAGUGUGGCAUGGACCCUAGCGAGGCUGUUCAUCGGCUUCUUUCUCAAGAUACUUUUCAUGAGGUGAAGAGCAAACGUGAAAAGAAGAAGGAGGUUAAAGAGGUUCCUGAGAACAGAUCUAGAUCAGUGGGUGCCAAAUCCAAUCGGGGAGCUCGAGGUGGUACUGACCGGGGGCUGCGUAAUAAUCCGUCUCAAUUCAGUUCUAGUGAUUUUGCAGUUGCUCGAGGUAAAGCUGUACACCAGAAAGAAAAUUCAGAAAAUGCUAUUCCUACAUCAAGUUUGGAAUCUGCCUCAUCAGCCACUUAUCAUAAUAAAAGUGAUUUUGCACCUAUGAGAACUCCAGCACCUACAACUGUUGUACCUGAUGGUCUCUCAUAUCCAGUGCAACCUUCAUCUGGAUACCAGAAUAGUUGGUUUGGAGCCCCUGGUCGUCGUUCGAUGGCUGAUGUUGUAAAGAUGGGCAGGCCUCAAGGGAAGUCACCCAGCGUAUCUGCUGUGGCUAGUGACUCAUCCUACACACCAUCUGUUCCCCUCCUGUCAGACAUGCCACCCCUCUGUCAGAGACCCUCACCAUCGGUUUUGCCUUGUGAAUCGAAUCAGGAAUCGCAUUCUUCUCAGAAUCCGAUCCUUAAGAGCACGGAGAUAACUCAUGAGCAAAACACUAGUGUAGGAUCACAUGGCUCUCAUGAUGAUUGGGCGGUGGUUGACGAAUCACCUGCUGCAACAGUGCCAUCUGUUCCAGAGACAUCUGGUUCCUCUACUUUGUAUGCAGAGACACCUACUCUUGCUGAUGGUAACAACUUGCAUGUAAAUCCUCAUUUGAAUGAGACUGAAGAGUUAGAGGAUGACGCUACUGAUGAGGACUUGCACGCAGAGCAUACUGGAUCUGUAUCUCUCUCUGACAGGCAAGUGCAAUUGGAUAAUCUGGGAGAUGACUCACAUCAGACUGAUGAUUCUAUAAAUAAUUUGAGCUCUUACCAAUCGCAAAGGCAUGCUUUUGAGCAUCGUGAAGUUGAGGAUGUUAAUGCAGAAAUUUCAUCAGUGGCUGCUAAUUUACAUCAAAUAAAUCUGCAAAAAGACCUAAAUGCACCAUCUGUGGAGGAAAUCCCUGCAGUGAUAAUUCCUGAUCACCUGCUGGUUACUAAUGUAGACUGCUCCCACUUAAGCUUUGGUAGCUUUAAUUCUGGAAUUAUUACUGCUGGUUUUUCUGGAUCAUUCUCGUCAAAGCCCAUGAAAACCAGCUUGGAUGUGGCUCCUGUUACAGAAGAUACUUCUUCAAUUGAUAAGUCUGAGCCUAGGAAUACCGAAUACUAUGAUAGUGAGCAGCUUAGGUCUGCUUUAAGUGAAAAUGUUGCUUCCACAAGUACCACUACCACAAGGGAGGAUGUGCCUUCUGCUACAGAGCCAGAAAUCAUCAGAAGUGAUUCCUUGGAUGCCACCCAUGGACUUCAGUACAAUUUCCCAUCUGUCUCUGAUUAUACAUUACCAAGCACUACGGAACAAAAUGCUGCAGGAUAUGGUUUCCCGCAAUCAAAUUCGCAAAUCCAAAAUCUUGCUCCUUUCUCAAGUUUAAUGGUAAUCUAGAAGCCCUAACAUUUGUUUAUCAUCUAGUUUCAUUUUGAUAGCAUUACAGACUGCCAGUAUUUCACUGUGCUUCUCUACAAGCUUCUCAUAUCUAUGCCCAUAUCUAUAUCCACUAUCUUCUUUGUU